Molecule: messenger RNA, 996 nt
Organism: Biomphalaria glabrata
Lineage: Eukaryota; Metazoa; Mollusca; Gastropoda; Planorbidae
Product: growth hormone secretagogue receptor type 1-like
Exons: 1
Coding region: 1-996 (331 amino acids)
Biological process (GO): G protein-coupled receptor signaling pathway
Cellular component (GO): membrane
Molecular function (GO): G protein-coupled receptor activity
Source: RefSeq, a predicted model, not a curated record
AUGGCGAUCGCACUUGUACCCCUCUUCUUCACCAGUCUCCUGGGUAUCGUCACGAAUAUUGUCAACGUUUUAGUCUUCGCCAAGCAGGGCCCCGCUUCUGACAGCACCACAGUGUCUCUCAUGGCGCUGGCGGUCUCCGACCUCCUCGGCUGCUUUUUUAGCCUGCCUCAGCCUGUGUGCUUCUUCCUGGAGCGCUAUGUGCCCAGUGAAAGUGUCUACAUUAGAAGCUGUUUUGUACUGACGACCAUGUCCGCUGCCUACCCACACAUCAUCUGCACUCAGAUCACGAUAUGGAUAACGGUGUAUAUUUCGGUUGAGCGAGCUGUUUGCGUUAUUUUUCCUCUGAAAGUGAAGCAGCUGGUAAAAACUAAAAACACUAAGAUUUUCAUGAUUAUAAUAUACGCCGUGGCCAUCAUAUUCCAUAUUCCCUUCGCUUCAAACAGCUUGAUAAUCUUUGUCAGCGACCCAGCUAACAACGGGAGCGUCACUGCUAUAAACUACCAGACGCCACUGGGGGCGUUUUUCUACCGCCUUAACAACAUGCUCAGGUCAAACAUAUUCACCACCCUAGCAAUAUUUAUCGUCGCCAUAGCAACCAUUACGAUGGUCACGCGCUUGAAAGCAUCUAGAAAAUGGAGGGCCUCGGUGUCCAGCGCCUUGAAUGUCGCCGUGCAGCAAAAAAGUCAAACCAGCGGCCCUUCUUCAGACGCCAAGAUCAAAGAACGAAAGUCCACAAAAGAGGCUGAAACAGUGAAAGUUGUGAUCUGCAUAACAUCGAUCUUCAUAGCUUGCCUCACGUUCAGUCACCUGCCUGGUCUAGUCAUGUACAUCAUCCCAGGAUACGCCAUUGACGGGACCAACAGAGACCUGUUCCACUUCACGUACUCGUUGAAGUUUGUGUUUGAUGCAUUGAACUCCGCUCUGAAUUUCUUCUUCUAUGUGAGACUGAGCACCAAAUAUAGAAAGUCUUUACAAACAUUUUGUUGUCACUGGUAG